Molecule: messenger RNA, 1215 nt
Organism: Diplodia corticola
Lineage: Eukaryota; Fungi; Ascomycota; Dothideomycetes; Botryosphaeriales; Botryosphaeriaceae
Product: zn2 cys6 dna-binding protein
Exons: 4
Coding region: 1-1215 (404 amino acids)
Biological process (GO): regulation of DNA-templated transcription
Molecular function (GO): DNA-binding transcription factor activity, RNA polymerase II-specific; zinc ion binding
Source: RefSeq, a predicted model, not a curated record
AUGGAGUCGCUCGGUUCAGGAAAGGUUAAUUCAAAGGCCUGCGACCAAUGCUACCGAUGCAAGGUCAAGUGCACAAUGGAGCAGUCGGGCUGCGCCCGGUGCCGGAUGACCAAGGGCACAUGCACCUACAGCCUUGGCAAGUGGAUGGGCCGGCCCAAGAAAUCGACCAGCAGCAGCCGCCGGCCGACGUUGACCAGGGCGAGGGAUGAAGCGGGAAGCAGGAGUCGGCCGCACAAGCGAGCUCGAAGCAUCUCGUCUGCCGAAUACGUUAACGACGACGACGAGGAUGAUGACGACCACGGCGAGGGACGGUAUGCGUUUGGCAUUCAAGAUGCAGACAGAAGACGCCAUGGGCCCCCGACCCCGAACGACUCCCCUCAUUUCUGGGAUGUGUUUUCGCCGGCUAUGCUGGGGAUGAAUGCCUCACAAAGCCUCGUGCCAUACCAGAUGGACGACUUUGCCAAUUUGCAUGUUGACAACGGUGCAUUUGGCUCGCCAAUGCACAAUCGCCCGAUAAUGAUCAGCCCGGCGACAACGAACGAGGGAGAAACAGCAGACGCAGCCACGAUUUCCAGAAUCGCACCCUCGACUGCAAGCUCUUCCUCAGCAAGCCAAGAGCAGGGCGAGGAGGGCCAAGCAUUUGCCCCGCUACCGUCGAGAUGUGUUGGGGACGGGAACGGCGCUGCUGCACCGGCGGGCCCGGAGCACCAGACGUUCCAGCCCACGCCGAUGGAGCCCAUUAACUCGCCGAGAUGCGAAGCUCUGCGAAUGCACUUCUCGCACCAUGAAACGACGCACCGCUGCAGCUGCUCCCGGGCGGCGUUGGACUCGCUGGACCGGCUCUCGACGCGGCGGGAUGGAGCGGGGUACGUCCAGUGUCUCGAAGCGGUGCAGCUGGCGUUCAGGACGGCGGAGGAAAUGGUGCUGUGUGCCCUGUGCGCGCCGGGACUGGUGAUAUCCAAGUGCUGCCUGUUGCUCAGCAGCGCGUACGAGCUGCUGAACGACGUAUCCAUCGGCAGCGACCACGGCGAGGCGGCUGCGCGAAGCAGGGUAAAAGAGGACAUCCGGAGGGUGAAGCGGCGGGCCACGAUGCUGUUUGCGGGCUUGGGGACUCUGCAGGACCUUGACGCUCCGGCCAGCCCGGUCCUUGCGGGGGCUCAGGCCGAGUUUUUGACGGGGCUGGCCAAGGCGUGGGGCAUGCUCUCGGAGCCGUGA